Molecule: messenger RNA, 2510 nt
Organism: Cladocopium goreaui
Lineage: Eukaryota; Dinophyceae; Suessiales; Symbiodiniaceae
Source: the annotation of a GenBank genome assembly
CCCAUCCCACCCAUCCCACAGAAUGCGCAAUGGCCAACAGGUCUGAGUCGGAUCUUGAGGGAACCGUUGGAAUGUCGCGGCGGAAGUGCCAGGAGAGAAGUUGGGAUUUUGCUCGUGAAUUGCGCUUUUUGAGAGAUUCAUGUGCUCGCAGCCGGACGGAAGAGAUGCAAGCCUUGCGCAGGAGUAGCGAAGAGGUGGAACGCUGUGUGCUUCGACGGCAGCUGGAUGAAAGUGCUGUCCUGCAGGACUUUUUGGCAGGCUUACAUGAAGACAUUGAGUCGCAACUUGCAGGGCUCCAAGCGCAAGUGACACGGCGCCUCGACUUGUUGGAGGACCGCAUCAGCAAGGCUGAAAGUGAGGGCACGCGAGUGACCCUGGGGGCUGCUGUCACGGUGGAAGUGCAACGGGCCGUCUCCGAGGCUUUCUUACAAGUUGAGCGGAGUGCGGAAGCUGCUGUAGCACGGAGGCAGUCGGAUCAACCUGAAAGUGGCCCUGGGCCCGGGCUGCCCUCUGGGGGAGCUCGAAGAAGGGCUUCUGACCGUUCCGACUCGAGACGCUCAGGAAGUCCUGAAGACGAUACCCUGGACAGUGCGGAGGAAGAACCAUCGGGCUUGGACUGGAGGCUCCAGCGUUUGGCUCUGAAGUUGGUGGCGGCUGGGGAAGAAAGCGCUCGGGCCGUGGCCAGUGAGGUGGCAGUGGCAGUGGCAAAUGCCACCAUGCCUCAGCUGGAAGAACGUCUCAUGGAGGAAGCCCAGCGACAGAAUGAGGCGGUGGAGAUGGCUCGAGAAGCAGCUAUGCUCGAGGCUGAGGUGGUGAAACGUGCUGUCUCACGAGCUGAGGCGGCCUCCGCAGAUGUGCAGCUGCUGAAGCCGGAAGUGGCCGAAAGGUUGAAGGAGUUGGAAGACCAACUGCUUGAGGUGAGGGAUGCAGCGAAGCAGCAGCUUUACAGCGAGUUUCGGGAGGCCCGUGAAGAAAGCCGAAAGGAGGAGAGGCACAGUGCUGAGCUGCACCAAGCUGCUCUAGGCCGUUUAGAGGAGUCCUUGCGGGAGGCGUUGUCAAGGCAUUACUCGGAGGCCAUUGGCCAUGCCAAUGAAGCUUACCGUCAUUCCGAGGCCCUGGAGCAGUCCUUGAUGGAAGAGACGAAGCGAGGUCAGGAGGAUCGUGUGAAGUGCAGUGAGUCAGCUCAGGCCCUGGCUUCUCUGGGACAAGACUUGGAGGCUACAAAGGAGAGCUUCCUCCAGGAGCAGAAGGAGCUGAGGUUGGAGCUCAUACGAGGGCAGCGAGACCUUUCCAAUGAGUUGAAGCCGCAACUGUUGGAGCUGACCUCUGCGUUGAUGAGGAGUCAGGAGUUGACUGAGGAGGCUCAAAAGGCCGUAGCACGUUCUGAUGCUGCCUGGAGACCGGAGGUGCAGGAUCUGCGCAGUGAGGCUGCUUCCCACCAGAAGACGCUGGAGCAGCUGGAAGCUGAGAAGAACACUUUGGCUAAGGGCCUACGAGAGCUUCAGCGUCAGGGCGUAAGCCAUGAGUGGCGCAUACCGCGUUUGCAACAACGUGUAGAGUAUCUGUCCAUGGAUUCAAAGGAUUCCAAAGGUGUUUGGAUCGACUCGCCUCACUUCGAGCUGGAGGGCUCGGGGCCUUUCGUAUUGCGCUUUUAUCCCAGAGGUGUCUGUGGAGGAGAUGGUCUAUGUGCUGUGGGUGUCUUUGCGCCCAAUCGAGCCGGCAGAACUGCACUCCCUCUACGACUUGAGCUGCGUAUCAGCGACCUUCGGAAACGUGCCUCUGCCCAAAGUGAGGCGGAUGGCGUGCUGUGGCUAGCGCACAGCUUUGCUACGUUGGAAGCACUGAAGGAUGAACUGCUGAUAGGUGUAGAUAUUCCGCCCUUUGCUUGGAGCGCUCUAGAGCGAAGCACCUCGCGACCCAAGGAGUAUGGACUCACGGGAGCCGUCGCGGUGAAUCCCUUCUGCAAAACACCUCUACAGGCCACGGGAAACGAACUGUCGAGUUGGCAUGGGAGCCGGCUGCCGGUGUCGGCUUGCCCUGUCGACCGUGAGGGAAGCAUCAGCAUCCCAAUAGCCCGGAGCCAGACUCCGAAGGAAGCGAAUGUCGCAGCGUCAGGAAGUGCCACUAGCGAGGGCCAUCGCUCCGUUCCAAACUCUCCCCAUGGCUCAAGUGCUUCACGGCCCGGAUGGGCUGCCUUUGGAGGAGAAGAGGUGCCAAAGCGGCCUUUUAGUGCCCACGUGCCACGCAGUUCUGUAAGUCAGCCAAUGCCGGUGCUGUUGGGUUCAGUGCAUAGGAAAGGAGGGCCUUUAAACAGCGCUGCAAGCGGAGCCGCUCCCGGCCGUUCAAGCAAUCCCUUCGCCAAUGAUCGAAAUGUUGAUGUCCCCAAAUGUGGCAACCCCUUCGACAAGUGAAGGACGACCCCAUGAUUUCAUGCCGACAAAGUUCGGCCACCGCCCGCCGCAGCAAAAGACGACAGAUUGGAGGCGACGAUUCGAGGCGACGAUUCGGUC